Chrysochloris asiatica (Cape golden mole) is the source of this 567-nucleotide messenger RNA. RefSeq names its product mitochondrial ribosomal protein L32 (gene MRPL32). Gene Ontology annotation, molecular function: structural constituent of ribosome. Gene Ontology annotation, cellular component: mitochondrial large ribosomal subunit. NCBI's taxonomy places the organism in Eukaryota, Metazoa, Chordata, Mammalia, Afrosoricida, Chrysochloridae. The transcript is spliced from 3 exons. The record is from RefSeq and is a predicted model, not a curated record. Bases 1 to 567 code for a protein of 188 amino acids. Gene Ontology annotation, biological process: translation.
AUGGCGUCGUCCAUGCUACUGCUGGUCGUUGCACCCUGGCCAGCAGCCCGGGGACUGUUUCGAAACUGUUGGGAGCGGUUGCAGCGGACACUUCUGAAGAGCCGACCAGGCUUUCUCGGCCCUCCUUGGGGACCAGCAUUAGCAGUCCAGGGCCCAGCUGUAUUUGCAGAACCAGCAGACGAUAACAGUGGAAGUCAGGAAAUUUCCAGCCUUUUGGAUAGUAUCUUUUGGAUGGCAGCUCCCAAAAACAGGCGCAGUAUUGAAGUUAACCGGUGCAGGAGAAGAAACACUCACAAGCUUAUUAAAAUCAAGCAUAAUAUAGAUGUUUGUCCUGAGUGUGGUCACCUGAAACAAAAACACAUCCUUUGUGGCUACUGCUAUGAGAAGGUGCGCAUGGAGACUGCAGAGAUCAGAAGACAGAUCGGGAAAGCAGAAGGAGGUCCUUUGAAGGCUCCUACCUUAGAGACUGUGGUUCUGUACGCAGGUGAGACACCAGCAGAGCAAGAGCAGGGCAAGAGGAUCAUUGAACGAGACAGGAAGAGACCGUCGUGGUUCACCCAGAAUUGA